Molecule: messenger RNA, 3180 nt
Organism: Xylaria bambusicola
Lineage: Eukaryota; Fungi; Ascomycota; Sordariomycetes; Xylariales; Xylariaceae
Exons: 4
Coding region: 87-3101 (1004 amino acids)
Source: RefSeq, a predicted model, not a curated record
AUCUGCCCGUCUCAUCAUCUUCUUGUAACAACAGCACACCCAACAAAACCAACAACAUAUCCCCCUCCCUUGCAUGACUGCCCAACAUGGAUAACGCGCAGAUUGCUGGUUCUCCAGCACCCAGCCCGGCCAAAGGAAAACUCGGCAAUCUCAAGAAAGCCGUAGGCAGAGGUGCUGGGAAGAAAAAUGGCCGCAAGAAUGCCGCUGCCCCCAGGAGAGGCGGCCGCCCCAAGGGACGUGGUCGCAAUAAGACUUAUGAGGAUCCCCGUGUUCAAGCUGCCUACGAUCGCCAGAAGGUGCUACGCGAUCUCUAUUCCGAGGUCGCCAGCGCUGUCAAGCCCGUCCUUGAGGACCUCGCUGACAUGACCGUAAAAACACUUAUUGAGACCCCCACAGCCCAUAAGGCGGUUCCCGAGUAUCAUGUCUUGCAGCGAAAACUCGACAGCCGCCUCGAAGAGGUUAUGCGCUCUGCCGACCGCGAGUUCACCACUAGAACAGCCAUUGCUACUCGCGAGUACCAGCUCAACACUGCUGUCACUGAACAGAAAUUCCACGAUGGCUACGACUACGCAGCCGAAGAAUUCUACGACGCGUCUCUUAAGCGAGCCGGUCUUCUAGCUGAGAUACAACAUGAAGGUGUCGACAUAAAUUUGCCCGAUACGACUUAUACAUUCGUAGAGCAACCUGACCAUGUGGCUGCUGAACAAGGCACUUGGGUUGUGUUCCGCAACGGUAUCAAAGUACCAUAUCCGCAUUUACUAGAAGAGAAUAAGAAGGCGGCGGCGGCUAAGGUCCAGGUGACCAAGGGCAAACCUUUUGCCAAGCGGAAGGCGGAAGACCAACCGGAUGGUCAACCCGACACCAAGAAGACUACAGGUUCCUCUGGACUUGCUAAGCUAGACAAUGGCGAUGAGAUGUCUACUCCACAACCACGACAUAUCAAGGGAUUACUCUCAGCCGAAACAGAACCGGAUGGAGAACCUGAGUCCAAUGCAGCCUCGCCUUCGCCUGAGUUAGAUCCAAGGAUGGAGGUAUCUCGGGGAAGAAGAGACUUGCCAGAUCUUCCCAAUGGCGCAUCGGAGCCCGAUAAAUGGGGUGUCCGCAUCGUUGCAAGAAGGGGACCCAGAGCUAACAAUCGCCUCAUCCUGCCUCCUCCUUUUAUUUUUGACGCUGAUGAAAUUGGUUUCCGGGACUCCACGAAUGAUUCGAGCAAGAAGGCCACACGUGGAACACGGGGCAGGUUUCUCGACAAUCCCAAUUCCAGAAAUCUUCAUAUAGAUCGCACGAUAGUGACGUACGAUUGCCUUGAAUAUGAGGAUGACGCCUUGGAUUCUAGCCUUGUCCAGAAGCAUAACAUUCACCCUAAGUAUGGUUUAUUCUUGCCGGAUUCUCGCAACGAACCAGAGUCUCCUCCGCAUCCCGUGUCCGGGUCGCACCCCAUCGUGAUGAUUACUCCCAGUGGUACUACGCUACAUGCAUCUCGGUCUGUUAGGGGUUAUAAUAUGGAUGCCACUUUGCGUGAGGAUGCCAGAAAGGAUAAAAUAUCUCUCCUCAUUACGCAGUACUGUGAAGAGUCUGGUAUUAAGUCAGACGAAGUCACGACCGAAGAGAUGCGCAAGCGUGAGCGCGAGCGGCAACGCCGCAUUUUGGAGGAAGCUCCUAUUGAGGCCGAGGACACCAACAAGCGUCCUGUAGAUGACCGCCUUGAUACCGGAGCUAGAGUAAUCGAUGAGUCUAUCGCCAGAGAGAAUACAAACCGACUUCUUCACGCCGCGUCUUGCAUUGAGCAAGAACGACAAGACCGACCAAACCAUCCUACGUCCAGUCAAAGAUCAUCUCGGCCCUAUGACGCCGUUCGAGAUGUCUUCACCAGUGCCGGGCCGUCAACUCCUCCGCCGAUGCCACCAGUAGAGAUAGAUACGUUUGGUCUUUCUUUCCUUGCCGAUGUCUCGGAACAAAUCUCUCUGCAGCGCGAGGCCCAGUUCGACCCAGCGCUCGACCACCGUCUGGAGCAUCAUGUUGAGUAUCGUCCAGACUAUCCGAUGGAGCAUCAUCCCCAUAUUCACUAUGAAUAUCGUCCCGAGUAUGUUCCAGACCAUCGGCCUACCCACCAUCUCGAUCCUCGACUAGAACAACCAGAUGUUAAUUCGAUGGGCGACUCAAUGAUUGAUCCAAUGAUUGACCCGCGCCUUCUUGGUCCUUCGAACCCUCCUCCCCCACCUUCGAAUGCAUUUUUGCAAACCGCUCUUAAUCCACCUUCUAUGCUUCCUCACAUUGCACCAGCCCCACCCCAGGGAAUAGAGCUACCAAAUCAAGCUCCUGUUGGCAGAAAUCCGUUCACAAACCAGGGGAGUGGCAAGGGCAGUCCCGUGCUUCCUCCUCUUCGCCCGUCACGACGGGAAAAGGCCAUGGACUCUGCCCAUCCACCGCCGCCAUCGCUUAUUCCCCAGGGUCCAGAUUAUGGUCCUCCUCUUGGUAUGAUACAGUCCAAUUCUGGAAAUUUCUUUCCGCCUGCUCCGUCUCGCCCCUAUCACCAAGGGUACACCCUAUUUGAGCAACCUAUGAUGGGGAUACCUUUCGGGAUGUCAUCUCAGCCCCCGCCUCACUUAGCCCCAUCACACAGACCUGCGUACCAGCCUUCGUCCCCGACAAUGUCAACCCACGCCCAGAUUGCAGCUAUGCCCAUGCACAUGCCUCAUGGGUCAUCUGUGUCUCCGCCAGGCUCAUCUAUGGGGCUACAAUCACCAACGGGACCUCCGGGUAGUCGACAUAGGGCUUCAAUGUCGUCGGGCAGCAACGGUCCCGGGAAUGGCAAAUACCGCAAGAUUGCGGCAGCACCCAUUCCACAUAACCGGCCUUGGCCGUCAAAUGGCGGUGCAGAACUUCGUCUUGCACAUUACGACCACAAGGAAGCUAUCAAAGAUUAUAGAGCAAAUGAGCCUCCCCCACGGACAGGUCCCACGACCAUCCGAGGCUGGAACGUAAACAAUGUUUCUAAAGGGCGGAAGGGCCUCAAGAAAGAGGACUCGGAGGAGAAGGACUCGCCGAGUAUUACCACAUUUAUUAACAAAUGGAAUCCGUCUGAGAAGUCUCUUGGAUAAUCAUUCUAUAUUAUUCCAUGCUCUAGUCCUGGAGGAGACUGUACGACGAUUGUGCAGGAAACACUCUCUCCAAAAACUC